Molecule: messenger RNA, 893 nt
Organism: Folsomia candida
Lineage: Eukaryota; Metazoa; Arthropoda; Collembola; Entomobryomorpha; Isotomidae
Product: troponin C
Exons: 7
Coding region: 213-665 (150 amino acids)
Molecular function (GO): calcium ion binding; enzyme regulator activity
Source: RefSeq, a predicted model, not a curated record
ACCCGAUCCCUCCCACUUCUUCAAUUUUAAGGGAGUAUGAACGAGAAGAGACCAAGUGUUAAACAUUUUGAGGAAAUGUUUUUUUUUCUUGACUAAAGUUGAUCCUAUUUUGCAUUUAUUAAGCCAAGUUCAGUUAUCAUUAGCUUGUCAUCCGUUCAACUUGCUCCUCUUGACGUAAGGAGAUUCGCUUAUCCAAAUCACUUAUAAUCAUCAUGGGUGAGGAGUUGGACAAGGACCAGAUUGCAAUUUUGCAGAAAGCCUUUGACAGUUUUGCACAAGGAAAGGGCUACAUAACGCCCGAAAUGGUUGGAACAAUUCUAAGAGUGAUGGGACAAGCAUUUAACGAACAAACGCUUCGAGAACUUAUUGCUGAAGUGGAUGAGGAUGGGUCUGGACAAAUUGAAUUCACAGAAUUUGUCAUUUUGGCGUCAAAAUUUAUUGUGGAGGAGGACGAGGAAACACUCCAAAAGGAGUUGAAGGAGGCGUUUCGGUUAUACGAUAAAGCAGGGAACGGCUACAUCCCAACUUCAAGCUUGAAGGAGAUUCUCCGAGAGUUGGAUGACAAAUUGACCAACGAAGAGUUGGAUGGAAUCGUGGGAGAGAUUGACGAGGACGGCUCGGGGACUGUUGACUUUAAUGAGUUCAUCGAAAUGAUGACCGGGUAAACUGGAAGGUGCCCAAGUGAUGAUGGACCAUGUAACAACCCUGCGUCAGCCAAUCAGCCAACUUUCCCCAAAAUUUCUAAUCUUGAUGUAUUGGUUGUUUGGAUUCUUAUUGGACAAUGAAUAUUUAUCAGUGCAUCAUGUAUGCAGCUGGUUUACGCAACUGACUAUUGUAACACAAUUACUUGUUAUUAUCCUCUUAAUAAAUUGCUUAUUUUGAUUAACCUAAUA